UCUGUCGUUCAUUGUACCCAAACCUCGACGAUUCUUGGAUGGCCAGUGGAUAAAGAACUAUGCAUGCCUGCGAAUAUGGGAUCUGUGAACGUGAACUGGGGAUUUCCCGAAGAUAUUUUGUGUUCGCCACUUGAUCCAAUCAAAAGUGUUCCCAUGGAUUUGUGAUGCUCAAAGUUGGGUGGUGGUGGCUAAUGUGUUCAAGAAUUACUAACAGGUUCCUCUUCGGCCGAUAGCGUAAAGAUGCAAUGCGUUGACUCCGGUUGAGGACCUCCAGUGAUAUAAAUAGAAGGAUUAUUAGUAUCAGGAUUGAAGAGGACAAGAACUUCACCAUAAACUAUGGAAGUGAGACAACUAUCAGUGAGGUUUAUUUGCCUUCUGCUUUUGAGCGUAUUAAUUAGCGUUGUGGUGUCGCAGGAAGUGAUCAAAGACAAGGAUGGAGCUGGGAAAAAACUGCGGGUGUGCGUCGUUGAAGGCCUCGGGCUGUACAAGAAGGGCGCCCAGAACUGUCCGGUGCUGGAGGCCAAAUCCAACAUCGAAUGUGUCUACGGUGUGGACCGUUUGGACUGUCUGCGAUUGAUCCAGAAGGGGACGGCCCAUUUUGCUGUCUUCUCUCCCGAGGAUUUGAUUGCCGCUCGAUGGACGGGAGCGGAGAUUUUGAUGACCAGCGAGCUGCGUUUCCAUAAUGAAUUCUUUGAGUAUCAAGUUGUUGCUGUGGUCGACAAUGAGGCUCACAUAAAUACAGCUCGAGAGUUGAAGGGCAGUAAAUUCUGUCAUCCGGGACACGGAAUUCAAAACCACUGGACGGAAGUGCUGGCUGAUUAUUUCGAGACCAAACUGGUACCUAGAGAGUGUGAAGAGGAUUUGUCACCGAUUGAGUCUAAAAUAAAGGCUGUUGCCGGCUUCUUCGGGCCAUCCUGUAAGGCUGGGCCAUGGGUGUCGGAUCCUGAAGAGGAUCGUGCGCUAAAAAAUAAAUACCCUUCAUUGUGUCAGUUAUGUUACAAUCCUUACCAGUGCGGUAUCGGUGACAAGCAUUGGGGUCGACGUGGUCCCCUGUACUGUUUGACAAGCGGUGCCGGCGAGGUGGCUUGGGUUCGUUUGGAUGAUGUUAAGAGUCAUUUUGGAUUUAGUGGAUUACCACCAGAAGCCGAUCCUGCUGGUUAUAGUUUCCUGUGUCCUGACGGACAUUUGCAGCCCUUGGAUACUAGAAAACCUUGUGUUUGGUUAGCAAAGCCGUGGCCCGCUGUGGCUGCACAAAGAAACAUUGCCAUGCGUGUUCAAGAUACAGUCGCUGGACUGAAUCAUGAUGAUAUUAAUAGCUGGCAGAAUGCGUUGCUGAUGAUUUUGGAAACGUACCACGUUAAUGUAACGACACUGGACAACACAAUUCCUGUGGAUGACUAUUUAGAUCAAGCAGUUGGAUUCCAAGACGCCUACAGUUUUCCCUCUUGCAAUCCACCGAGAUCGAUUUUAUUCUGUACCAAAUCUCUACUGGAACUGGCCAAAUGCUCGUGGCUGCAGGAGGUAGCAGCUGUGUACGGAGUAGAACCGAACAUUCAAUGUAUGAGGGCGGAAUCGGAGGAUAGCUGUUUGAAAAAUGUUCAGCAUAAGAUGUCCGAUGUUGUUGUGGUGGAUCAGGAUACUCGACUCCGAGCCGAACGAGAUUAUCAGUUGAAGCCAAUCUUAUUCGAAUAUUCACCAGCUUUGGACGAAAAAUAUGUCAUAGUUGCAGUGAUAAGAUCAGAGUCGAAAUUUAAAACUGGCUUUGACCUUAGAGGUAAAAAAGCAUGCUUCCCGAGUUUUGAAGGAGCAGCAUACUUAUCGGUAUUGGAAUCUUUAAUGAAUCACACCAACUUGAUUGAUGAAUGUACUGAUACCAGCCGAUAUUUUUCGAGCAAAUCCUGUAAUUGGAAUGAACGCGAUUCAUGUGGAAGUAUUUACAAUGGAGAAGAAGGGGCUCUACGGUGUCUUCUAGAAGCUAACGGCGACGUGGCUUUUAUAAGCUACGACACUUAUAAAAAGUUCAAAGCUAAAGAAAUACAUUUCGCUCGCAAUCAUAACCCUUCGGAAUUCACGUUAUUCUGCCCAUUCAAUAAACCAUUGAAAGCCAAGGCCGUUUGUUAUCUCAAUUGGGUAUCGCAAGGUCACAUCUUAGUAAGUGAAAGUAUUUCAAAUCUUCGUGAGAAGGAAAUAUACAAUUCUCUACGAGAGAUUGACCGCUUGUUGGGCAAAAAGAAUAGAGUUACAACUGCUCCGUUCACUCUGUAUGGAUCAUUUGAUCGGAGAAAGAAUGUCAUAUUUAGAGAUAAUACCGAAUCGCUUCGAGGACGAGCGGAAAUGUAUCGGGACAGAAAUGCCGGACUGCUCGAUCUGAUUUACUCGAGAAUGGCGCAUCGAAACUGCACCCACAGCAGUGCCGUCAGAACGUCGAUGAAAACGUCAUCAGCUGCUGUAACCAUUCUCAAUGCCAUAUUGAUUUUUAUUGUAUCCUCAUUCUGCUACAUGUGAUCUCCAUCGACUGAAGCUUUUUUUAGUAUUUGCGAAAAUUUGUGAUAUUAUUUAUUGAUAAGAUAACAAAAUAAAACAACUCAUGCUUAGGAAAAAAAAAAUCUAGU
This is a messenger RNA of Uranotaenia lowii, 2612 nucleotides long. Its product is annotated as transferrin. The coding region runs from base 337 to 2505 and encodes 722 amino acids. Gene Ontology annotation, biological process: iron ion transport. Gene Ontology annotation, cellular component: plasma membrane; early endosome; recycling endosome. The transcript has 11 exons. The record is from RefSeq and is a predicted model, not a curated record. Lineage: Eukaryota; Metazoa; Arthropoda; Insecta; Diptera; Culicidae.